UCGGCGAUAGAGAUUGGUCACACCGACGGCCACAUCAAAUCUGGGGGUCUAGCGUGUGACCCUGUUAUUUCUAUACUGCAAUAAAGUAGCUGUGUAAUCUUAGAUAAGUUGUGUGUCGUUGUUAUAUUAAUAUACGAAAAUUUUAGUGUAAUAUAUGUGCAAAAUAUGGAACGUGCAACUGGAACAGAAGUGUACGGGUGUGGCUCGCCCCAUUCAACAGACAUCACGCUAAAUAUACAGACUACAACUGGUGGUAAUUUCUCCGUUAGCUUGAACGGUAAAAAUACAGUGGAGCACCUUAAAAAGUUGGUCUCCAAGAAGCUAAAAGUGUCAAAGGACCGAAUAUGUCUUCUGCAUCGCGAAAGACAACUCCAGGACGGCACUUUGGACGAGAAUGGCUUGUUGGACGGCUCGCGCGUCAUACUGCUGCCCAGCGUGGAGACGGGCCUGCUGAGUCAGAGGCCUGAAAACUCUGUGAUGCAAGCUUUAGAAUCACUUAAUGACACACAAGUAAAUGACUUUUUAAGUGGUAAAUCACCACUAAACCUGACAAUGAGACUUGGUGAUCACAUGAUGCUUAUACAGCUUCAGUUGUCCACACUAAACUCUUCAGGUGGCAAAUCACUAAGGACAUCCACACCCGCUAAAGCAUCCAGUUCUACAAGUACAAAAUGUGACCAUUCAGAAUCUUCAAGUUCACAAAGCACCUCGCAGAAGUCUUCAAAGAAUGAGGAUUCAUCAGAGGGCAUUAAAGUCAAAGAUGCAUCAACAUCACCAAUGUUACAGAAACAUGAAUUGGAAAUGCUACAAAAUGCAUUCCAGUUGUAUCGUACAAUGGCUGAAGAAAAAUAUGCAAAUAAAACUGAAACAGAUAAAAAAGAUGUUGAUGCUUCCAAUUGUUCAAUGUCAGAUCUAUCAGAUACAUCUUUAGAGAAUGAACAAUCACCUAUUAAGUCUCUUUCUAAUUUAGUAUCUAGUCCAAUGGAUGCAUCAGUCUCUGAGAGUAGAGAAACAACUAUUACAAAUUCAGUUAAAAGUAGUUUAAUAGAUCUUUUAUCAAAUAAUAAACCUAAUGAUGUGACUCCUUCCACGAGUGCUGCGUGUGACAAAACAUACUCCUCUACCGCAUCCAUCACACCAGAGAGCUCACUCAGCGAUGACAGUGACAAUUUCACAGACCAAAGUUCAUUUCUAGCUGAAAGCACCAUAGAUGAAUAUCCAAUGGAGAAUUUAUUCAACAGUGCAAUAGACAAAGGCUUGUUUGAGGAACAAGAUGAAUCUAUGAUGGACAGAGAGAUUUCAAAUCUGGCUACAACCAGUCAUGGAAGUCAAGAGUCUCCGAAUGGGUCUUUACCCUCCUUCCAAAGUUUAAAUGAGCCUUUAAAAAACAAACGGUUCCAAUAUCUUCUACAUAAAACUUCAAAGUUUAAACGUCCCAUUGGACAGAAUAAACAGAAGGCAUUUAUGCAAUCUGUUGUUAAUAAGCACAAAAAAAGAAUGCAAAUGCGACAAGAAACUCAACCGCAACCAUCUACCUCAAGAACUGAGCCUUAUGUAGGCAGUGUUAAGAAACCUGUACCUUUAAGUACUGCUAUUGCUGAGGAUAAUGCUGUACCAUCUACAUCAAAAGCCUCUUUCAAAGCUCCUGAUGCACCCAAAAAGGCACAAAGAGUCUCUCCAACUCCACCAGUUGAUACAAAAGCUCUUAUAGAGGCCUCAAAGAAUUUAACACAGAAACUUAAAAGGUUAUCAAAAGAGGUUUUGACAAAUAAACUUGAUCUCAGAAUGGCGGAGGAAACGGUACGCUCCAAGAUAGGUCCCGGUGCUGUAAUUGAGUCAAUGAAACAUCAUGGCAAAGGAAUAUAUUCAGGAACAUUCUCUGGAACACUGAACCCUGCUUUGCAAGAUAGAUAUGGUCGUCCGAAGAGAGAUAUAUCAACUAUUAUUCAUAUACUGAACGAUUUGCUGUGCGCUUCGCCGCCAAUAUCCACUCUUGCGCAGAAGGAAACAAAGCACAUAUGUUCCGCUGGCGUGUCUGAGGAGAGCGGCGCGUGCUCGCUGGGCGAGUGCGAGGGGCACGCGGGCAAGCCGUGCGCGUGCCCCCAGGCGUGCCGGUGCCCCCGGCGUGACCCCGCGUGCCCCGCGUGCCCCGCAUGCGCCGCCUCGCCCGGACAGCCGUGCAAGAAGUGUGACACCGCGAACGCUCUCGCUAUAGAAAACUCAAAGACUAAGUGUAAACUGGAGCAGCUGCGGCUGGUGAUGCAGCAGAAGAAGCAGCGCCGUGAAGCGAGGAAGCUUAAGACCUCGCCGUACGCGGGCGCGCCCCCUAAGGCGCUGGGGUCGCCCGACGCCGCGCCCCCCGCACCCCCUGCACCCCCCGUGCCCGACGAGAUCGAGACCCUCGCCUAACUCGCACCCCCUACACCAUGCGACGUCAUCUACACCGUCCCCCGUACACUCUAAAUUAUAGUCACCCUUGUUUUGCUUCGAACUAAAUCAUAACAUCAUAACAUACUUUACAUGCAACACUAAAUUCACCUGCGAACCUGACAUUUAGAACAUAAAAUAUACUAAUACAAUUCUAACUUCAGCCUAAAAGUUACCGUUAGUAUAGACGCGUGGUAUGUUCUAUGGAUAUUUUUACCAUUAUAAUUUAGUAUAACGACUUGGCGUCGCGUGUGACGGACAUUCUGCACUGAAUGUUCGUGAAUAUUCUAUUCUAUUCUAAAUUACGACUCAUAGAUAUAUAACCUAUAAAUGGAGUGUUUAAAAUUUGACAUCUAAUCGAGAAUUGAGUUUAGAAAUGUCUUUUUUUAGUGUAAAUAACACUGAAUUUACUCGAACAAGAGGCCUCCGGAGAUUGUUUUAUCGCCUUUUUUGCUCUAGAUUAUCUAUAGAUUAUAUAUCUAUGUAUGACAGCUUGUGUUGAGUUCGGCAGAGACAUCUAGCAGCACUUGUCUGCAUGUACAAAUAAAAAUAUAUUAGCGAAAUCCGUAGAUAUUAGUUUAAUUGUAACGCAGUCGGUCAUCUGAUGUCGGUUGCGGUGUGGCUGACUUUUGUUGUUAUUUUUUAGAUUAUAUUUAAUUAUAUUCAGUCAAUUUUUUUUAUCUAUGUACCUUCAAUAUUCUUAUUCCUGUUAUCGGAUUCACUUUCUAAAGUUGUACAAAAUUGACAGAUAAAAUAGUGUAUUAUAGAUUAUAAAACUGGUUUGCAAUUUGACCAUUUGCCUUGUGUUUAUUAGCAAUUAAUUGGCACUGUUAUUCUUAGUUAUUUUGUCUUGUUUUUUUCUUCUUUUCUUUUUUUUUGAAUUUGUUAUUUAAAAUAAAUGUUUUCCUAACUUUACACGAUUUAUCAAGUCUUUUAUUGUUUUGAUAGAUAGGUUGACACCAUGAUUUAUAUAAAGUAUCAUUUCGAUGUGUAUUUGCGGGUAGACACGAAAAAAGUAUAUAGUCUAUAUAAAUUUCAAGGGGGUGGAAGUCUUGAAUAAUAUUUUAUAUGAUUUAUGUACUAAUCGAAUUAGAAAUAUUGACGAUAUAACGGCCUGUGCCUAAUAAAAUGGCUCUAUUUGGCUUCGAGAUUGACACGUGAUCGAAUCAAAGUUCCUCCAUACAUACAUUUUUGAUUGUAAGCAUUCUAAGGUUUUCUUUCAAUUUCUUAAUAGUUACCAACUCUUCAAAAUUAAUAGACAAAUAAUAGAAUGUUUUCCAUAUAUUCAAAGUAAAAUCUACAUUUAAUUAAAAAUAAAUGAUUUGUUUCUAUGUAAUUGAUUUAGCUUACAUAUAAAUUUAUCUGUAAAUAGUGAUAUGAAAUAGAAUUAUAAAAGUUUAGAGUUGACGAUUUCUUGCUUAUCAGAAACAAUAAAAAUGAGCUAUUUUUAUAAAUAUAAAAGUAAAGUCAAAAAGAUGUUUAAAAUAUGCUGAAGCCUUCAUAUUUAACCUUCCUUGAUGCAAAUUACUGCCAACUCGAAAGAUAUAUAAUAAAUAUUAUAUCGAGGUUUGUUAGAUUGCUUAUAUAUUUGAAUGCAAUGUCUUCCUAAGUAUAAUUUAAAAUUCAUUUGCAUUACUCUUAUAUUCCAUUUUGGUAAGGGACCAAAUAACAAGCUGGUAGUAUUUCGGUGUAGCGUAGCAAUAAACAGCACAGUCUACAGACGUGCAAGAAGUGCCUAUCGAUGUUUUGAAAUUAAUUGUGUUGUGCCAUGUCUAUCCAUUCUUUGGUCUGUGGCAUUUUUGUUCGUAUUAGAUCUCUUACCAAUUUGGCUCAUAUCUUAAACUUAAUUUGAUUUAGAUAAUUCGAAACUUUGGCCGAUAACUAUUGUUUAUUGUAAAUAUCUUUGUUACCAUUAGACAUGAAACAUUUUUGUUAUAAGGGCCGAAUAAAUAUCUAUGCUAACAGAUUACUAAGGGAAACGGGGAAAAAAUGUUUUUUUUUUGUCCUUGUAUUUGCAUGUAUAGUGAGGAGAAUAAAGUUAUAAUAUAAAAACAA
This is a messenger RNA of Papilio polytes (common Mormon), 4482 nucleotides long. RefSeq names its product serine-rich adhesin for platelets (gene stx). Lineage: Eukaryota; Metazoa; Arthropoda; Insecta; Lepidoptera; Papilionidae. Gene Ontology annotation, cellular component: nucleus. The transcript is spliced from 5 exons. Gene Ontology annotation, molecular function: protein binding. The record is from RefSeq and is a predicted model, not a curated record. The coding region runs from base 166 to 2409 and encodes 747 amino acids.